Molecule: messenger RNA, 1422 nt
Organism: Stereum hirsutum FP-91666 SS1
Lineage: Eukaryota; Fungi; Basidiomycota; Agaricomycetes; Russulales; Stereaceae
Exons: 5
Coding region: 1-1422 (473 amino acids)
Biological process (GO): peroxisome organization
Cellular component (GO): peroxisomal membrane
Source: RefSeq, a predicted model, not a curated record
AUGGCUUCUCUUGACUAUGUCGAAAUACCGUCUUACGCUACCCGCUUACCCUCUCCACCCCCCUCCUCGAAGUCAAGGUCCCCGAGCCCUCGACCUCAACCGAAAGUCACGACAGCUCUCCCACAUCCAACGACACCUUCACAAACAUCUCCAGCAACUAAUUCCGUCAACAUCCCUCCCAAACAGCUAACGUCGUCUUCUAGCGCAACGGAUUCCCCUACGCGGUCCACCUUUGGGAACUUACCGGGAAUGUUGCUUGCAUCCACCCUUCAAAUCCCAUCCCACACGCCCGCAGGAUCAAGUAAUCCGAGGAAUGUCACGAAUCUAUUGUCGACGAGAGAUCCGCUGUCUGUACCAAUCACCACCGUGAACUUCCGGAAGUUCGUCGGGAAGGUGGGGCCAGUUUUUUGGAUACAGGAUCGUGUGGAAGAGAUAUUGAUGUGGCGGAAAGGGUGGAAAGUUACGGGGAUGUGGAUGGCUGCUUACGCAUUUCUCUGCUAUUUUCCACGGCUAGUUCUCCUUCUACCCCACGUAAUUAUCUUGGGCAUUCUCCUCGCCACACAUCCAUCGAGGCGAACUCAGGACCCGCAAGCCUCCCUAUCGCCGUACGUCGUGCUCCCACCACCUCGUGCCAACGCUCGCGAAGGUAGCGCCGAAUGGCUUGCUAAUAUCCAAGCCAUCCAAAAUCUCAUGGGCGCUUUUGCGGACGGUUAUGACGCAGCGUGGCCCGUUGUCCUUCAUCUCAGUUACUCCACUUCAUACACGCCGCAUAUCCUCACUUUCACGAUCAUGACAUUCCUGCUCGCUCUCCCACUCCUCCCGCUCGUACCCCUCCGGCCCCUAUUCCUCGUCCUUGGACUCACACCUUUCGUCCUGACCCAUCCCUAUACACGUCACACACUUCCCCUCUUUAUCGCACCCUUUGGGAGCCUGCUUCGCCGUCUCCGCACUCAACUAGGCAGACUCGUUGACGACGACCGAUUAGACGACGACAAAUGGCACGCCGAGCUCCGCGAAGUAGAGUUAUUUGAGAACGAGAGAUGGAUCGCAGGAACGGGCGCUGAGGCUACACGCGGCGGAACAUGGAGCGGUGCGAACUUGAAAGCAGGAGAGAGGGUGGCGUGGACGAGGGGAAGGGAUGGAUGGAGCGGGAUUUCUGUGGAUGGGGGUGGUGAUGUCAGCAGUAACCUCACGUUUAAGCUCGAUCUGGGAUGGUCGUUCGUGGAGACGGAAGACUGGCGCGCUGAUGUGGAAGCAAACUGGAGCCCUGUGGGAGCUGACGAUGAUGGAUGGGUGUACACAAAUGAUGCGUGGCUCGAGCCCCACGCAGCUCCGUUUGAGGAGUGGAAAGCUGCAGGGGGUAUGACGAGGAGGAGACGGUGGACACGUAGGAUAUGGUUCAACCCUGCUGCAUAUGCCUGA